Caenorhabditis briggsae is the source of this 618-nucleotide messenger RNA. RefSeq names its product Protein CBR-UBC-1 (gene Cbr-ubc-1). The transcript has 4 exons. Gene Ontology annotation, molecular function: ubiquitin conjugating enzyme activity. Gene Ontology annotation, biological process: proteasome-mediated ubiquitin-dependent protein catabolic process; DNA repair; protein polyubiquitination. NCBI's taxonomy places the organism in Eukaryota, Metazoa, Nematoda, Chromadorea, Rhabditida, Rhabditidae. Bases 1 to 618 code for a protein of 205 amino acids. Gene Ontology annotation, cellular component: HULC complex. The record is from RefSeq and is a predicted model, not a curated record.
AUGACCACGCCAAGCCGUAGACGUUUGAUGAGAGAUUUCAAGAAGCUUCAGGAAGACCCACCAGCAGGCGUGUCGGGAGCCCCAACAGAAGACAACAUUCUCCAAUGGGAAGCGAUCAUUUUCGGACCCCAGGAGACGCCAUUCGAGGACGGUACCUUUAAAUUAUCGCUGGAAUUCUCCGAAGAGUACCCGAAUAAGCCGCCGACGGUGAAAUUUAUCUCCAAAAUGUUCCAUCCCAAUGUCUACGCUGACGGUUCGAUUUGUCUCGACAUUCUUCAGAACCGAUGGUCUCCAACAUAUGACGUGGCGGCAAUCCUGACGUCGAUUCAAUCCUUGCUGGACGAGCCGAAUCCCAACUCGCCGGCGAAUUCGCUCGCCGCCCAACUCUACCAGGAGAAUCGACGAGAGUACGAGAAACGGGUUCAGCAGAUUGUCGAGCAGUCAUGGCUCAAUUUCGGCGAGAACGAGGGCGACGCGGUGAUGAAGGACGGCGGUGGUGACGUGGAUCCCGAAGAGAUUCCAACCUCAAAUGGAUCUUCCGGAGGGGGCGGAGCCUCGGCUGCCGCCGACGACGACGAGCGUAUGGAUGAGGGCGGAGCCAGCGGAUCGAAUGCAUAA